UUCCAGGACAGUCUGAUAAGGGCUGGAGAGGAAUCGGAGGAGGAGCCGUGGGAAGCCUCGCGGAGAGCAAGGGCCGGCCAGAGCGGGGAGGCUGGAGAGGUUUCGGAGGAAACGGCGUCGGAGGUCCGGACUCUCUUUGUCAGUGGUCUCCCUCUGGAUAUCAAACCUCGGGAGCUGUAUCUGCUUUUCAGACCAUUUAAGGGCUACGAGGGUUCUCUUAUAAAGCUCACAUCUAAGCAGCCCGUAGGUUUUGUCAGUUUUGACAGUCGUUCAGAAGCAGAAGCUGCAAAGAAUGCUUUGAAUGGCAUCCGCUUCGAUCCUGAAAUUCCGCAAACACUACGACUAGAGUUUGCUAAGGCAAACACGAAGAUGGCCAAGAACAAGCUAGUAGGGACUCCAAACCCUAGUACUCCUCUGCCCAACACUGUACCUCAGUUCAUUGCCAGAGAGCCAUAUGAGCUCACAGUGCCUGCACUUUACCCCAGUAGCCCUGAAGUGUGGGCCCCGUACCCUCUGUACCCAGCGGAGUUAGCGCCUGCUCUACCUCCUCCUGCUUUCACCUAUCCCGCUUCACUGCAUGCCCAGGUUCCCAGCCCCACACCUGCCACAGGGCUGUGCCCCGGGCCCAUCCUUUACCUCCUGUCUCAGGAAGGCAGCUCCAACUCUGCCCUUUGCUUAGUGAGCAAGUGGACUCAGAUGCACAAAGCCAUAAGCCAUGGAUGCGCUGGCUCCCUCCCUCCGAGGCUACUUCUCAGGGCUGGAAGUCCCGUCAGUUCUGCUGAAUACUGUGUUCCAGGUGUGUGAUGGUGGCUGCAAUCUGUCUUGUGGGUAUUAAUACAAUCUUCAAGUGGCACUGUUCUCGAGCUGUUCUACAAAACUGGAGCAUGCUGGCUUGAAAAACCGCGCCCAGUUUUGAUCCCGUCAAGACUUUGCCACAGCCUCUAUCACACAUCUGUUUUACUCGAAGAAAAAAAUAUAAUAAAAUGUUUUACUCUUUUACACUGUAUAAUUGUAAGAAAUAGUGUGUUAUUUGUGAACGCAUGGUCUGACAUAAAUUUCUGUACAGUUUGGAGAUAUUUUCAAAUGAAACAUAAAAGAUAUCAAUGAUAAAA
Vicugna pacos (alpaca) is the source of this 1112-nucleotide messenger RNA. Lineage: Eukaryota; Metazoa; Chordata; Mammalia; Artiodactyla; Camelidae. The record is from RefSeq and is a predicted model, not a curated record.